Messenger RNA from Microthlaspi erraticum, 411 nucleotides. NCBI's taxonomy places the organism in Eukaryota, Viridiplantae, Streptophyta, Magnoliopsida, Brassicales, Brassicaceae. The record is from the annotation of a GenBank genome assembly.
AUGCGUUUGAGAUGCGGUGGCGUGGUGUUUGCCCUCUCAUGGAGAACCGGGACGCUUGUGGAGGGAAGACUUGGUCUUCCAAAGUUCAUCCUACUUGGGGCGUUCCGCGCGAAAGUUUGGAGUUUAGGGGCGGCCAAGGAAGAGGUUUUUAGGUUGCAGCGGGACCAGGAGAAAGCCAAAGAUGUCGAUGCGAUGGUGGCCGAUUUGAAGCUGGACAAACUCGCGCUUGAGGGAAAGAUCGCGGCGUUGAACAAGGAGAUAAUGAAAACUAUCGGUCUUCAGGAUAGGGCGGAUAAGCUAAGGGCUCAGGUGGGCGAUCUGGAGGAGAAGGCUCGUCGGGAUGCAGAGGCUUCUGCUGCUGAGAUGGAGCGUCUCCGACGGUCUCGUCGAGAUCGGUCGAGGCGGCUGUGA